AUGACUCGCACAGUCACGCGAAACCAGGAUAAGCUCUUCAUUCCACCUGGAGGCAUCGACUUCUCAUCCCAAACAAACAAACCGGGAGUCGUUGAUAUCUACUUGAGAGCCGGCGACAACACACCUGGCACAGGCCUUCACUGGCACGAGACUCACACGGAGUACCUCCAAGUCGUCCAAGGCUAUGCUCUUGUGACAAUCGGAAACCGCACAGCUGUCUUCUCAAAGGAUGACGGGAUCAUCACCGUACCGCGGUACACAAUCCACCAAUACAUGCGCGCAGACAAGACGGACGAAGGGAAAGCGGGAAAGGACGUUGAUCUCGUUGUGAGGGAAUGGACUGAGCCUGGCGAUGGGGACAAAGAGGUCUUCUUUCGCAACAUGAUCAGCUUGAUCAUGGACAAGAAGAAUGGGGCAUUGGGUACAGUGGGAAUGCUUCUCUCUGUCAUGACAGUUUGCUGGUCUCAUGAUAACUAUCCUGUCUUUUGGAAGGGACCAGAGGUCUUUGGGGAGGCUGUGCAACAAAGAGUGAGAAGGGCUGUGACAUUCUCUUUGAUGGGAUGUCUGGUUCUCUUUGGCCGACUUGUUGGAUGCAAGCCGCAAUAUCCAGAAUAUACACCAUAG
This is a messenger RNA of Fusarium fujikuroi IMI 58289, 624 nucleotides long. RefSeq lists its product as uncharacterized. The record is from RefSeq and is a predicted model, not a curated record. Lineage: Eukaryota; Fungi; Ascomycota; Sordariomycetes; Hypocreales; Nectriaceae. The transcript has a single exon. Bases 1 to 624 code for a protein of 207 amino acids.